CACGACACGGCCACGCCUACGACACGCCCACAUACGCACGCACGCACGCCUACGUACACGCGCAACAAUGGCCGACGGGCAGCGCUCCCCCAAACGCCGCAAGACGUCGCCGAACACAGCAUCAGCAGCAGAAGCAGACACAAGCUCGACAACAAGCACCAUCUUCCAGCCCCGCAACCAACUGCGCCGCACCCCGCCGCGCCGGCCCUCGUACCUCUCUCCCACCAAAGCGACCCGCGCGCGCUUCAACCCGGACCUUCUCGAGCGGGAGCGGGAGCGGGGAAGCCCCGCCGGCGCUUCGGGCGCGUCAGGCGCUGCUGUCCCUUCGACCUCGGCGAUUGCUACGGCGGCGGCUGCUGGUGCGCGGAGAGCGAGUCGCGCGCUGGCGCCUGCGUUGGGCGAGGAGGUGGCUGCGGGGGGGAAUGGAGAUGGGGAUGGAGAUGCGGAUGCGGCGAAGAGCAAGGGUGCUGGGGUGGGGGAGCAGGAGACCGCCCGCUUGCUGCCGAGUCGUGAUAUCUUGCAGCAGGCGGCUGCGGCGGCGGCGGAGGAGGGCACGCAGGGUGCUGGGACGAGUGGUGCUGUUGGCGCGGGAGCUGGGACUGGCGCGGCGGGGACGCUGCAGCCGCCGCCGGCUGCGUUGCAACAUCCUUCUACUGGUGCUGGUGGUGCGGCAACAACGGCGGGGGCAGCGGCGCCUGCUUCCACGGACUCCGCGGGGCUUCCGGGGUAUGCACAGUUGGGCUCGCCGGCUAUGCAGCCCGAUUUGCCGCCCAAGGAGGGCUUGUUCAACUCGCCGGGUAAGAAGCAGCAGCCGCGGAGGCAGAGGCAGUUGGGGCAGCGGCUGUCGUCGCCUUUUAAGCCGAGGCCAGCGUCGAGGGAGGGGGAGAAGGACAAAGGGAAGGCGAAAGAUGCGGAUGUGGUUGCGGGAGUGGGAGUGGAGGCGGGGGAAGUGAGGACGGAGGGGGUGGGGGAGAAAGGAGGGGUUAAGACUGCGGCGACGGCGACAGAGACGGAUCCGAAGCAGAAGGAAAAGGAGGAGUUGCAGCAGCGGCUGCGCGAGCUGCGGGAUGAAGUGGGCAAGUACGAGCGCGAGGUCGAGAGAGCCAUGACCGCGCCGGGGGAAGAAGACGAGGACUGCAAGGACCUGAUCGCCCUCAUCAACGCCGCAGCGCCCUCGUCCCCGCCACCAUCCCACCCCGCCCCGCCCCUCUCCACCCUGCUAACCGCCUUCCUCCCCCUCGCGAAACCAGUCCGUCCCCCCACACCGCCGCAGGACAAGGCCGACGCAACCGACCUACCCAGCCACGCGCCCCUGGACCUCGCCGACCCGCUCCCGUACCUCCGCCUCUUCUCGCCCUUCACCUUCGCCUCGAGCAUCCGCAUGGACACAACCCCGCUCGCCCAAACCGUCCACACCAUCACCAUGCGCGCCCCGCAUAACGCGCUGCGCGUCGUGUUCGAGAUGACGGUUUCCGUGCCCACGUCUACGUCAACGUCAACCACAACCCCCUGCAUCACAGCCCUAGCCCUCACGCACCUCACCCCUUGGGCCGCCCCCGAACUCGGCCCCGUCCUCGCCGCCCGCGCCGCAAAAUCCGACGUCUCAGGCCUCUGCGCAGCCGCGCACGCGUACUUUCGCUUUGCGGACCAGCGCGCCCGCGUCUGGGCCCGCUGCUGUAGGACGUUGGCGCCGCGGUGGGGCGGCAUCGGCGCGGGCGGCGUCGGGGCGGGCGUUGGCGUUGAUGCUGACGCUGCUGGUGUGGGUAAAGGCGCGAAAGCAUCGACUGCGGCUGCGGCUGCGGUGGGACGCAAAGGCGAGAGAGGCACGGCUGCGGACGGAGAGAGGCGGGCUGUAGGCGGAGCAGGCGACGAAGACGAAGAGGUCUCCGGCAUCGAUGUCGAUGUCGACGCCGACGCCGACGGCAACAGUAACGCCAACGCCCACUCCAACGCCAGUGCCGCGCAGGCGCCCUCCUCCACCACCCCUGCACCUGCUCCCCCCCUCCCCCGCCACGAAACCCAGCCCCACCUCGGGCGCGCCCACCUCGAUUUCGGGCCGCCCGCGCAGCCGGCAUCGCGCGCCGGCCCGCUACUGCGCAUCCACUACACGCCAGUCUUUGGCUGGGCGGGCGACGUGAGCGCUGAAGUGAGGGCGGAGGCGGCGUGGCCGCCUGCUUGGGAAGAGACGGAUCAGCGCGGCAUGUUGGGGCGGGUGGGCGAGGUGUUUGAGGGGUUGGUGAGACGGGGGGGUGUGGUUUGGGCGGUUGGGGCGUUGGUUGGGGUUGUGUGUGUGUAGUGUGGGUUGCGUGUGUGGGAGUGGGGGGGAGGGGGGUUGUGCGAGUUGUUUGGUGUUGCUACCACUUAUCAUAUCUUUUCUUCUUUUUCUUUCUUUUCUUCUUCGCCAAAACCGCUCUCGCAACGCCAAUGAGUCUCUGAUACUCCAGCCUAUUAUACCAUGCAAUACGCAUCCCAUCCAGCAGACAAAGCCAAAAUCAAAGCCAACGUCUCGAAAAUGUAAUUACAUACAUACAUACAUACAUUCAAC
Messenger RNA from Aplosporella prunicola CBS 121167, 2545 nucleotides. RefSeq lists its product as uncharacterized. Lineage: Eukaryota; Fungi; Ascomycota; Dothideomycetes; Botryosphaeriales; Aplosporellaceae. Bases 68 to 2296 code for a protein of 742 amino acids. The transcript is spliced from 2 exons. The record is from RefSeq and is a predicted model, not a curated record.